UUUCUUCUUGUACUUCUUUCUCUUCUGCCAGAGAGAGAAUUUCUCUCUUUUCUCCACUCCUCAAAAACCCCCAGAUCUGUGGCCUGCAGCUGCUACAGGGCAGAGGCAAGUAGAUCUGGAGAUGGAUUUUUGAUGAUGGAGCGAGAUGGAUGAAGAAACCUAUAGCUGCUAGAGAUGGAGAUCGAAACUGGAGGUGAUGGUCAAUGAUGGUGACGGUGGUGACGGUGACAAUGCAAAUGGUGGUGAUGGCGACAAUGCAAAUGGUGGUGAUGGCCAGAAUUGGGGGGAGGGGGCUCCAAGGAGGGAAAGAUUGGGAACAUUCCUCACGUUUUUCUCUUCUUUUUUAUUUUUAUUUUACAUAGUUUUUAAUUAUUGCUAGUUCUUUUUUUUUUUUUAUGUGUGCAUGUCUUGUAUAAUUAUAUAUUUGUAUGCUUCAAGAUGAUGAAGAAUGGUAUGGAGAAAAUAAGUUUUUAAGAUAAUUUUGAGCUUUUAAGAUUGAAUUUUGAAUGACUUAAAUUAAUUGAUAAUUGAGAAAAUAAAUUUAAAGAUGGUAA
Rubroshorea leprosula is the source of this 554-nucleotide messenger RNA. The record is from the annotation of a GenBank genome assembly. NCBI's taxonomy places the organism in Eukaryota, Viridiplantae, Streptophyta, Magnoliopsida, Malvales, Dipterocarpaceae.